Messenger RNA from Symbiodinium sp. CCMP2592, 1521 nucleotides. NCBI's taxonomy places the organism in Eukaryota, Dinophyceae, Suessiales, Symbiodiniaceae. The record is from the annotation of a GenBank genome assembly.
AUGAGACAUGCCUCUAGAAUUUCUAGGCUCCUGAAGCGCCGGACGGUGCUGAUUGAUCAUGCCGGUCGAGCGCGAGACUGGGAAGGAGCGCUUUGCAUGCUGCAUGAGAUGGCCAGAGCACGGCUGCUGCCUAACCUCAUCAGUUUCAACGCCAGCAUCACAGCCUGCGCCAGAAGUUCUCAGUGGCAGUCUUCGCUUGCGUUGCUACUGGAACUCCGAGAGAGAAAACUCGAGCCGGACCGCACUUCGUACAACGCGACAAUUACGGCUUGUGAAAGGGGCUCCGCGAUGCAGAUGGCUUCUGAAGUCUUCGUUCAGAUGCAUGACGCAGGGGUCCUGGCAGAUCUGUACACGUACAACGCCAGCUUAAGCGGGCAUGGGAAGGAUGCAAAGUGGGAGCUUGCCAUGCAGCUUCUGGUUGACAUGGCAAGAAGACGCACUCAGCCGGAUGUUGUAAGCUUCGGAGCUGCCCUCAGUGCAUGUGAGAAGGCUUCGCAGUGGUUGGCCGCUGUGCAGCUGCUCGGGACUAUGCGCUCCACGAGGCUGGAUCCCAACGUCAUCAUCUACAGCACCUCCAUUAGCGCUUGUGCGAAGUCCUCGCAAUGGCAGAGUGCCCUUCUUUUCCUGAAGGAGUUGCAGGCGCACUUUAUGACAGCCGAUGUGGUGGCGUUCGCCGCAGGCAUCAGCGCAUGCAAGAAGGGAGCUGCUUGGCAGUCAGCCUUGGAGCUCCUUCAGCACAUGAAGCAGCAUGGCCCACAGCCCAACAUCAUUGCCUAUACGGCCAGCAUGAAUGCUUGCGAACGCGGCUCCUACUGGCCACUAGCCCUGCAGCUCAUGCACGAAGUGAAAGGACGCUCCAUGGAAGCGACAGAGGUCACAUACGGAGCGGCCAUGACUGCUUGCAGUAGGGGCUCCCUCUGGCAGUACGCCUUGAUGGUCUUGGAUGAGAUGCAGGUGGCCGCUGUCAGCCCGGACUCCUUGAUUUUCAAUGCAUGUGUGGGUUCGGUGCAAGUUUCGAAGGAGUGCAUCCACUCGAAGCCGGUAUUUCAGCUUGCAGCAAAGAGUGUUCGGCCGCCUUUGCCCAGCACGAUGCGAACCUCCAUGGAGGUGCGGGCAGCCACCGCGAAGGUGCCUCGAGGGGCAGGUGCGUUGAAAGAUUCCCGAGGCAUGUCAGGAACACUUAUGCUGGUGUUGACCUUCAUUGCCUCGGCUGUGGCCAAUCGUGUGGCAAAUCGGGUGCUUCUAGUCCCCAUGGCCGGCCAUACCCUCUUCCUCUCUCUUGCGACAAGCACUGCGCAGCUGACUGCCUACUUGCUGCUUCUUGCUUGGAGGGCGUGGAAGCAACUCCCAAUAAGUGACAUGUGCCAGUUCGUGGCGGCACACUGGAAGCUGCUGCUGCUGGUGGGUACAUGCGAGGGGGCCUUUUAUCCCCUGGUCUUUGCAGCAGCAGCGAAAUUACCUGGAGGACUAGUGCAGGCCUGGGGUUGGGCCGAAAGUUUCCGACAUGGUUUCCGGCGUUAA